GCUCACUUCUCAAAGGUCAGCAAGAUACACUGGCUUAUUUUAAUCGCGGAAGACCCUCUCUUCUAUUCAUAGAGCAGUCAUGUUGGUAGACGAGAUUUGGUUGACCUCCCAUCAUGGCCUUUAACUCACAAGAUGCCGCAAGUCCAUCGGGUCUCCCUCCUUCAGGGCCUGUCUACAAGGUCUACAAGCGUCGCUUCUGGGGGCUAGCGCAGUUGGUGCUAUUGAACAUAGUGGUCAGUUGGGAUUGGUUGACCUUCUCAUCCAUAUCCACCACAGCCUCUCAGCAUUUCGGCGUCUCUGAAAGCGCUAUCAACUGGAUGAGUACAGGGUAUCUCUUUGCCUUUUGUGCUGCCAGCCCUGUUGUCAUCUUCACUCUCAAUAAAGGCGGGCCCAAACCAGCCAUUAUCACCACUUCCACUCUCCUGUUGGUAGGCAAUUGGGUUCGAUAUGCUGGCACUAAAGCCCGCGGAGGCAUGUUUGGCGUCGCCAUGUUCGGCCAGAUCCUCAUCGGUCUGGCCCAACCGUUCUGUCUCAGUGCUCCAACCCGGUACAGCGACAUGUGGUUCUCAGACAAAGGGCGCACCAGUGCCACAGCCGUAGCCACCUUGGCCAAUCCGUUGGGGGCAGCCCUAGGCCAGGUAAUCGAUUCAUUCUGGGCGACGGAGCCCAGCGAGAUCCCCGAUAUGGUUUUGUAUAUCUCCGUCAUUGCGACGAUAGCUGCCCUCCCGUCCUUCAUCCUCCCUUCACAACCCCCAACACCACCGAGCGCAUCCUCUGCAACAACCCGAAUGCCCCUCCUCCCAGCAAUAGCCCAACUCUUCAAGACACUAGAAUUCUGGUUUAUCCUCAUCCCCUUCUCGGUCUACGUCGGCUUCUUCAACAGUGUCUCCUCCCUCCUAAAUCAAAUCCUUUCCCCCUACGCCUUCACCGAAACCGAAGCCGGAGUAGCAGGAGGCAUCCUCAUCGUCGUCGGUCUAAUCAGUUCUGCCAUCAUCUCCCCAAUCACAGACCGCUUCAAGCACUACCUCGGCACCAUCCGCGUCCUAAUCCCCAUCGUCGCAGUCUGCUACAUCGCCCUGAUCUUCGCCCCAUCCAGUCCGGCGGGGAUCGCUCCAUCUUUCGUCGUCUGCGCUCUCCUGGGCGCCUCGUCCUUUGCCCUUCUCCCCGUCGUCUUAGAGUAUCUCGUAGAGAUCACGUAUCCAUUCUCUCCGGAGAUCGGGAGCACGAUCUGCUGGACGGGCGGUCAGCUCCUCGGUGCGGCGUUCAUUCUGGCCCAGGACGCGCUCAAGGCAGAUCGCGAUGCCGAUCCACCGGAGAAUAUGAGGAAUGCACUGAUCUUCUCGGCCGUUAUUGCUGCCGUUGUGGUGCCGUUCCCCAUCUCGAUUGGGUUGUUUGGGAGAGAUGUUAGACGUCGGAGAUUGGAUAUUGAUCGGGGGGUUGAUCUGGAGGGUCGUGAAUAUACUGAUACCGGUCUUGCGGGGGACGACACCCUUACGCCGGGGACUGAGUCGAAAUUUAGUCUGAAAUUUUGGUAGAGAAGUAGUAGUUAGCAGGGUGUUAGCUCGUGGAGUUGAACUAGUUCUUUUGUGUUAGUGGUUGUCAUUGUUCUGCCGUUGCGGAUGCGUCUAUAAUUCUCAUGCAUGUGUUUAUAUGGUGCAGAGUGAUAGUAAUCCUGACCAAACAAGAAGCAGUUCUAAAACCCAGCGUUCAGAAAAUUCAUUGGUAAAGAAGAAGUACGCGUCGUAUGAAACGCAGUGCAGGCCAGUCUGGCAAAAUCCAGUCGAAACUGACGGAAACAGCAAGUCUAAGAGACAAAUGCCAUUCGUUCUAAACACAAGGAAAUUAAGAAGCACAGUUCACAAACAGGCAAAACCCCAGCUAUCUGUACAUACACAGCGAAGGAUGUAUUCCCCCAUCCUCCACUUUUAACACAAAUCCCACAUUAGAGGGGAGUCUAUCCCAUUCUAUGCGAGGGCGACAAGCGGAAACAUGCCAG
This is a messenger RNA of Aspergillus alliaceus, 1996 nucleotides long. Its product is annotated as putative cell surface receptor/MFS transporter (FLVCR). Gene Ontology annotation, biological process: transmembrane transport. The transcript has 4 exons. Lineage: Eukaryota; Fungi; Ascomycota; Eurotiomycetes; Eurotiales; Aspergillaceae. Bases 114 to 1535 code for a protein of 473 amino acids. Gene Ontology annotation, cellular component: membrane. The record is from RefSeq and is a predicted model, not a curated record. Gene Ontology annotation, molecular function: transmembrane transporter activity.